This is a messenger RNA of Felis catus (domestic cat), 1643 nucleotides long. It is a transcript of the gene CA2H3orf22, whose product is annotated as chromosome A2 C3orf22 homolog. The record is from RefSeq and is a predicted model, not a curated record. Bases 870 to 1466 code for a protein of 198 amino acids. Lineage: Eukaryota; Metazoa; Chordata; Mammalia; Carnivora; Felidae. The transcript is spliced from 4 exons.
GCCCACUCGUUUCCAGCUGGAGGCUCCGUGCACCAAGGCCUGUGUUUCUUUACGUUGCUGAACCAGGAGAGUGCUGUUGCCAGGGCUCUGCCUCCAUGCUCUGGGACCGGUCUUGGGGGUUGAAGGGGCACAGCAUCUCUCUCACACCUGGGUAGGGGCAAUGCCAGGGAGCCCUGAUCUAAGCCCCGAUCAUCAUCACUGCCAGGACUUGGGGAGGCAGUCUGGGCAGCUGGGAAGGACAGUUCCAGGUCAGCUUGGGAAGCCGCAGUGAGACGGUGCCUGUGACAGAAGGCCAUGAUGUCAGAGUCCCACCCUGGGCUCUGCAGGGGCCACCCUGCCCCCGAGGGAGGUAGAUUCAACCCCGUCAGUUUGCAGGGUCACACGCAUGGCUUAGGGGGUCUGCAGGUAGGUACAGGGUGGAUGUGAGGGGUGCCCCUUCUCCCGCCUCCUCCAGACUCCUAGGUUCCUGUGGUAGGGCUUCUUCCUCGGGUCCGUCGUUGGUGCGGUCACCUCUUCUAGCCCCAUUCAGGACUGUCUGAGGCUGUGAAGUCCCGAUGGGCUUCUGGACCCCACCUCUUCCCCUGCUCACCUGGUGGGGGGCAACAUAGGCAAACACUUAACCUUUCAGGGCUUUGGUGUCUUUACCUGAAACACAGGGGUGAUCGUAUUCUGUUCUCCAUCAGGUCAAGCAUAAAGCUUAGCAGACACUUCGCUGAGCCCAGAGCCUGGGCUUCCCACCAUGACACAGGCACCAUCCUGGGCAGGGUCCCUCAUCUGGCUUCUCAGGAGGAGGAGGGCCAAAAGCCAUAGCCAGGAGUUAGCCACCUGCCCAAGUAUGGCUGACAGUAAAGGGCUGUAGGGCCAGGACUAUGAAAGGGACCCCACCUCAAACAAAGCUCUUUGCCAGGUGGGCAAGUCAGUGGAAAAGGCCCCCUGCUCAGGGUCAGGAAGACCUUUGGGUAGGAUUGAGGGGACAGGUGGCAAGCUGGGCUGCUGCUGACAUUUCUGGGCCAGGCAAAGGCCCUCUGGGAACGCUGAUCUUCCAGAAUCAGAGACCGGGCCAGCCAGGGAGGAUGAGGUUGAAGGACCCCAAGAAGUGCCCCCAACAUAAGAAGAGGAGCACCAAGAUCCGGGAAAAUUUUGCCAGAAAGUUUCCGUACAGGUUCUCUUGGCUGACGGCCCCCAACGCAGAGUUCCCGAAGCCCUGGGAGGCCACGAAGAGAAAUGACUCGCUGCGGGAUCAGCUGCCCCUGCAGAAGACGCUGGUGCCAACAAGAUCCAUUCCAGUCAGAGGGCUUGGGGCACCAGAUUUUACAUCACCGUCCAGCCUCAGCCCUCCGCCGCUGCCGCCUCCACAGAGCUACCUUUGGGAAUUCAAGCUACUGAGCCACCGUUUCCCUGGGUCAGGAGUCCCUGCUGCCCUCACUGGUGCCCAUGCUGCCCACCCCUCCAGAGGCCUCUCCUAGAGCCCAGCUCUGUGCGGCCUCCCUCUCGGCCACCUUGCAGUGGCCCCAGAGCCCUCCCUUCCGGACAGAGGUGAACUUGAGUGGGGGGUACCGCCUCGAAGGGGCUAUUCAUCUCCUCAGAACCUGCACCGUGUGAAUAAACAUCGCAGGUUCACAUCCUGUGUCCACUUGCAUGGA